AUGAUUACACGGCUACCCACGCGGGUGCUAUCAAGCCCCUCAAUAUCCAGAGCUGCCGUUAUACAAUACACCAAAACCCUCGAAGCACCAGCAAGCCGGUGCCUCCGGCAUAAUCAAUACCAGCGACAUUACUCAACUCCCCCUCCUUCCUCCUCUCCAGAAACCGAACCCCGAAAGCCAAUAACCCUCCGCUCCCAAUUUACACCUCUGCCAACCACACAACCCCUCCCCCAACCCAAGAAAAAGCGCUCUCUGCGCACCUACAUCUAUGCAAGCUUUUUCCUUCUCCUUGGUGUAGCAGCGGGCCAAUACACGCGGCUAAUCGUAGCACCGCCGCCGCUCCCAGAUUCCGGGUCAAAAGAAGACCGCUUUAUGGUAGAGCACCUGAAAAAGAAGGCCGAGAAGCUUCCCAUUGUGCAGUCGCUGUCCACGGACCCGAACUGGACAUCUUACGAAGCAUACUCUAGCGUUCCCGAGGAUCAGCGAUUGCAGCGACUUACAACUGGCCCAUUGGGUGGAGCCCGUGCCCUCGGAGGCUUCCAGCGUAUAUUUUAUAACGAGACCUCCGGUGAAGUGGUGGCCGUUAUUUGGAUUGGAGGAGCUAUCUCUGGUUGGCCGGGUGUUGCACAUGGAGGUGUUAUGGCGACGAUUAUGGAUGAGGUAUUAGGACGUUGCGCUAUCAGGCAGUUUCCUGCGAAGACCGGGGUUACGGCGAAUUUGGAGCUGAGCUAUUUGAAACCAGUUGUUACGAAUUCAUUUUAUGUUGCGAGGGCGGCACCGGUUAGGGAGGGCUUUACCGAGAGGAAAGGCUGGGUGCAAGGGAGACUGGAGAGUUUGGAGGGAAGGGUUUGUGUAGAGGGCAAAGCUCUAUUUGUUGUUCCGAAAAAGUUCAAGACGAGGGAGAUAGCAGAUCAAUUUUAA
Molecule: messenger RNA, 921 nt
Organism: Venustampulla echinocandica
Lineage: Eukaryota; Fungi; Ascomycota; Leotiomycetes; Helotiales; Pleuroascaceae
Exons: 1
Coding region: 1-921 (306 amino acids)
Source: RefSeq, a predicted model, not a curated record